Messenger RNA from Thermothielavioides terrestris NRRL 8126, 1608 nucleotides. RefSeq lists its product as uncharacterized. The transcript has 3 exons. The coding region runs from base 1 to 1608 and encodes 535 amino acids. Lineage: Eukaryota; Fungi; Ascomycota; Sordariomycetes; Sordariales; Chaetomiaceae. The record is from RefSeq and is a predicted model, not a curated record.
AUGGAGUCGUCUCCGCUGACCAAGGCCCACGACCAUGCGCGCGCGGCAGCGAUCGCGACGCAGACGUCGGACACGGCCGUGGCCAUCACCGAGCACGCCCAGGCCGCAGGCGAGUUCGCCAACGCAUCCCGCACCACCACCAGCAUCGAGGCCCUGCGCACCUUGAGCCUGCUGGAGCAGCACCACAGACGCCUGUCCGAGCUGUUGAAGCUGCCCGUCGGCCCGCCCAGCCACACCAGCAUCGACGGCGACAUCCCCGAGGAGGAGGAGGAGAAGGAGGGGCAAGGCCACGGCGCUGAUCCCGAUCCCGCGCCGCCGCCCACAAAGGAGCCGUCCGUUGCGAGGCAGACCGUCGCCCCGGCAAAGGCCCCGCCGAGCAUCUCGCACACCCGGUAUCCCGGGCGCAACCUCUCGUCCAUCGCGAGCAACCUGGCCUCUGCGCGAGGCAUUCGCGCACACUACAGCUCGCAGCCGCUGAGCCCCAGCGUGACCAACGACCAGGCCCCGGGGAGUGUCGAGGUGCACCCCCGCAGGGAGCGCAAGGAGGGCUCUUCGGCUUCUACCAAGAGCAAAGCCCCUGACCAGCGCGAGAAAGCGCGGAAGCCAACGAAGACGCCCCCAGUGGUCCAGGAGGACACGGCCAGUGAACCGCCCGCAAGUGAGCCCACAAGCCAGCCGUCGACGGACGAGGGCUUUUCGAGAUUCUACAGCGCUUUUGGCUCGCUUUUCAACCGCAUCCCCCUGCCUCUUGUAUUUUCUGGUUUCCCCCUAUCACCGGACGAGCCUUCGUCCCCGCCGGCCCCGUCCGCUCCAGAGUCCACCCCUAGGAAAUCCCGGCAGAAACACUCUGUUUCGGCCGCCGAGCCAGAUCUCUCCAAGAUCUACUCCCGCGCGACGCUGCGUUCACUUGAGCCUGACCUCCAGGGGCCCAACGACUCGUUCUACGUUGUUCCCACGAGCGGCCACACCGCCUCGUACGCCAGCAUCCUGAGCCACGAGCGCAAAGAGAAGCGCCGCCUAGCCGCCUCCAUCCAUCGCAGCCAGGACGACAAGAACACCAACACCGGCAAGGACAACCUUAUCGACGACGACAACGAAGACGACGACGACUUUGUCGACGCGCGCGAGUCGCAGCAGGCCCCCGGCCCCAGCCUGUCACCCAACGGCCGGCCGUCCGAGCGGGAGCUGCGCAACGUCGUCGAGGAGCUGCAGAUCGAGAACGCCAGCCUCAAGGACGUGCUCGACAAGCUCAGCCGGCGCCUGCACGCCUUCGAGCUCAACUCGCAGAGCUCGCACCUGGCGCUCGCCCAGAGCCUGCGUCUGCAGCGGCCCGCCUCGCCGCUGUCGUCUUCGUCCGCGCCGGCCGCGGGCCUGGACGGUCAGGCCCCGCCGGCGCCGGUCGGAGAGGAGGCGCUGAGGCGGCGCAAUCGGGAGCUGGAGGAGCAGCUCGGCGAGAUGGUCAAGCGCAUGGCCAGCUUGGAGAAGGAUCACCUCAAGCUGCAGCUCACCCUGGAGAAGUACAGGGCGCGCUGGGAGAAGCUGAAGGCCGGCGCCAAGGCGAGGAUCGAGGCCCAGGGCCUGGGGAAUGACAGCGGUGCGAGGAGGUGA